This is a messenger RNA of Phacochoerus africanus (Common warthog), 1971 nucleotides long. RefSeq names its product zinc finger protein 829 (gene ZNF829). The transcript is spliced from 5 exons. Gene Ontology annotation, biological process: negative regulation of transcription by RNA polymerase II. Lineage: Eukaryota; Metazoa; Chordata; Mammalia; Artiodactyla; Suidae. The coding region runs from base 437 to 1672 and encodes 411 amino acids. Gene Ontology annotation, molecular function: RNA polymerase II cis-regulatory region sequence-specific DNA binding; DNA-binding transcription repressor activity, RNA polymerase II-specific. The record is from RefSeq and is a predicted model, not a curated record.
CAGCUGUGGGGCCCACUGUGGACCACAUUUCCCAGAGGGCCUAGCGGCAGGUCGCUCUUCUCGCAGGAACCCGAAAUUUGCGUCACGCCUGGCGGGACUGUUAGAUCAUGAGGUGGGCGAUCGUGGGCCCGUGGGGAACUGGUUCAGCUCUGCGGGUUGGGAUCCUGGGGGACCCGGAGGAGGCUGAAAUUGAGGAGGCCAGAGGCUGAUGCUGAGGCUGGUGCUUGUGCCUGUGCGGGCGGAGCGGACUGAAAAGGGGGAGAUUUUGCGACCCUUUUGCAUAUGGGGUGCCUAUCAUUGUGGGGUUGUGACCGUGUGUCCCUAUGGUGGUGUGUGAUUGUGACCACGCGACACUAGGAUACCUGCGGCUAUGCGAAUGUAACAUGUGUUCCAUGUUCUACCCUUUGCCAAGUGAGGAGCAGAAGAGAAGGAAAGAAUGCAUGCUGAACUUCUACAAGCAGUGUCCAAAGCAUCAAUGAUGUUCAGGGAUGUGUCUAUAAACUUCUCUCAGGAGGAAUGGGAAUGUCUGGACUCUGGUCAGAUGAAUUUAUACAAAGAAGUGAUGUUGGAGAAUUUCAGCAACCUGGUUUCAGUGGGACUUUCCAAUUCUAAGCCAGCUGUGAUCGCCUUAUUGGAACAAGGAAAAGAGCCCUGGAUGGUUGACAGAGAGCUGACGAAAGGCCUUUGUUCAGAUCUGGAAUCCAUGUGUGAGACCCAGUUAUUAUCCCUAAAGAAGAGACAUUUUAGUCAAGGAAUAUUUACCCAUGAAGACAUACCCACUUUUAUCUCACCCACAUUUCUCAUACCAUAUCAAAGAACUAUUAAUGAAGAGAAACCCUGUGGAUGUAAAAUAUGUGGAAAGGGCUUUAAUCAAAACCCACACUUUACUCAACAUCAGAGAAUUCAUUCUGCUGAAAAAAACUAUGAAUGUAAGGAGUGUGGGAAAUCCUUUAGUCGUGGCUCACUUGUUACUCGACAUCAGAGGAUUCACACUGGUGAAAAACCUUAUGAAUGUAAAGAAUGCGGCAAGGCUUUUAGUUGCAGUUCAUAUUUUUCUCAACAUCAGAGGAUUCACACUGGUGAAAAACCCUAUGAAUGUAAGGAAUGUGGGAAAGCCUUUAAUUACUGCUCAAAUCUUAAUGAUCAUCAGAGAAUUCACACUGGUGAAAAACCGUAUGAAUGUAAAGUAUGUGGAAAAGCCUUUACUAAGAGUUCGCAACUUUUUCCACAUCUGAGAAUUCAUACAGGUGAAAAACCUUAUGAAUGUAAGGAAUGUGGGAAAGCCUUUACUCAACAUUCAAGGCUUAUUCAACAUCAAAGAAUGCAUACUGGUGAGAAACCUUAUGAAUGCAAGGAAUGUGGGAAGGCCUUUAGUAGUGCCUCAACGCUUACUAACCAUCACAGAAUUCAUGCUGGCAAGAAACUGUAUGAAUGUAAAGAAUGUGGAAAAGCCUUUAUUCAGAGCUCAGAACUUAUUCAACAUCAGAGAAUCCAUACGGAUGAAAAACCAUAUGAAUGUAAUGAAUGUGGAAGGGCUUUCAAUAAAGGCUCAAACCUUACUCGACAUCAAAGAAUUCACACUGGUGAGAAACCUUAUGACUGUAAGGAAUGUGGAAAGGCCUUUGGUAGUCGCUCUGAUCUCAUUCGCCAUGAAGGAAUUCAUAUUGGAUAAAUGGUAGGCCCUUUUGAAAACCUUUAUAAUAUUUUUUAAAAACAGAUGAUGCAGGAGUUCCCGUCGUGGUGCAGUGGUUAACGAAUCUGACUAGGAACCAUGAGGUUGCGGGUUCGGUCCCUGCCCUUGCUCAGUGGGUUUAUGAUCUGACGUUGCCGUGAGCUGUGGUGUAGGUUGCAGACGUGGCUCGGAUCCCGCGUUGCUGUGGCUCUGGUGUAGGCCGGUGGCUAUAGUUCUGAUGUGACCCCUAGCCUGGGAACCUCCAUAUGCCAAGGGAGCGGCCCAAGAAAUAGCAAAAA